Messenger RNA from Daphnia carinata, 2313 nucleotides. Its product is annotated as alpha-(1,3)-fucosyltransferase C-like. Gene Ontology annotation, molecular function: alpha-(1->3)-fucosyltransferase activity. NCBI's taxonomy places the organism in Eukaryota, Metazoa, Arthropoda, Branchiopoda, Diplostraca, Daphniidae. The transcript is spliced from 4 exons. The record is from RefSeq and is a predicted model, not a curated record. Gene Ontology annotation, cellular component: membrane. Bases 863 to 2209 code for a protein of 448 amino acids.
UGGAGCCAACAAGUUUACCUUGGAGACUCUGUGAACGCGACAUAAGAUUGUGGCCGUUUCAACACAUCCGAAAAUGGAACAUAUUUAACGUGAAACAUUGCAAAAGUUCUUACUUGUUAUCGAUGUGUUUAGGUUUAGUUGUUCUAUCGAGGAUCGUUGCCACAUCCAAACUUCAACCGAAACGAAAAUGCUGCAAUUGAAAAUGAAACGAAAGAGUCAGGACAACAAUUGUUAACGAACGUGAUUCGUGAGCGCUACGAACCGAUGGACGAAUACUUGCGUGAUAACGUUACGCCAACAAACCCACCAUUUAAAACGGUAGUACUUUGGAACAGCACUGGUUUUCAGGAGCUUGGAAUCUCCAUGUGUAACAUCACCAAAGAUCGUUUGAUAUUAAAAUGGAUCUUGAUCAUCCUGUCAACGAAAACACUUACAAUUUAAACAGCUUUCAUUCGCACACAGAACUCAGAAACUGACGAUCUCAGGUGAAGGGAAUUCCGCACUUGGUUUUCAAACAAUCUAUCCCAUUAUAUCAGUCCAAUCCCGCAGAAACGGAAUAAAAUAGCAGCCCAGAAGCAAAAUCAAAAUUUUUACUUCCCCUUUUAAAAAAUUGUUUGAUUAGUUGCCCCGUGGUUGAUCUUGACUUCAAUAACAAAUAUUGCUGCUGGGCGCAUCCAGCUAGAAAAGGGAGACUAGCUAACAAAAAAAAAAAAAAAAAGAAAGUGUAAGAAGGAAAAAUUGCCUCGAUAAACAAGUUUCUCAAGGUUGCUACGGAAAACUGUUUUGCCUAAAGAAGACUAGCCGGACAACAGACGUUUCAACCCCGAACAUCGUACCUGACGUUCGGUGUUGCAGAGCAGCGAUGGUGGCAACAACUUUUCCUUGGCGACUGUGUGAACGUGGCAUAAAACUGUGCCCGUUUCAGCACAUCCAGAGAUGGAACACAUUUCACGUUAAACGUUACAAAAGCUUUUACUUGCUAUUGAUGUGUUUAGGUCUAGUGAUUUGGUUGUUCUAUCCAGGAACGUUCCUACAUCCAACCUUCAAUCAAAACGAAAAUGCUGUAAGUGAAAACGAAACGGCAGCGUCAGUGCAACAAUUGUUGUUAACGAACGUGAUUCGUGAGCGUUACGAACUGAUGGACGAAUAUUUGCGUGAGAGCGUUAAACCACCGAAUCCAGAUUUUAAAAGGAUAUUACUCUGGAACAGUGCUGGUUUUUCGCCUGGCAAUGAUUUCCGUAUUGGACCUGGUCGUGAUAAAUUACGCAACACAGGAUGUCCUGUGUGGCAAUGCGAGCUGACCACCAAUCGCACUCACGUCCAGCUCGCAGACGCUGUCAUCUUCCACCUGGGCAACUGGAGUAAAAAAGAUUUGCCGGCGCAAAGAUCAUCGCAUCAAUUCUACAUUUUCUGGAGCAGAGAAUCACCUGCGUGGCGUGAUGUUCACUCGUCGAACACGGACCCAAUGGCGCAUUUCUUCAACUGGACGAUGACUUUUCGAUGGGAUUCAGACGUCGUGAUGCCGUACGGUUACGUUCAACCCACUGGACGCGUUCCACUUCAUCCCAGUGACGCUCAGCUGAAGCUUCAUUUAUCCAAUCCAACAGGGUCGGUUAAUUAUGGAGAGGGCAAAACAAAAAUGGCCGCUUGGUUCGCCUCAAACUGUUACGCGAAAAGCAGCAGAAACGAGCUGGUCAAAGGGCUUCAAAAGUACAUCGACGUCGACGUGUACGGCAAGUGUGGCAACCUUUCCUGCCCACAGAGGAACGCACAACAGUGUUUAGACAUGGUAGCGAAAAAUUACAAGUUUUACAUGUCACUGGAGAAUUCGUUGUGUCUCGACUACGUCACUGAAAAGCUCUUCAACAUUAUGCAGCUGCCAGUCAUCCCCGUCGUUUACAGUCUUCACGGCAAUCACGAGAAAAUCGCUCCAAGGCAUUCGUUUAUCAACGCGGCUAAAUUUGAAAAUACGAAACAACUGGCUGACUAUCUGAUGUUGCUCGAUAAAAACGACACGUUGUACAAUCAAUACUUUUGGUGGAAGCCACACUUUAUCGUACGUAAUAGCGCAGACGAUCAAAAUUUGGGUUACUGUCACCUGUGUGCUGCGCUGCACAAGAAGACGCUGAUCCCACCAAAAGUCUAUCACAACUUGACCGAAUGGUGGGACACGAAAGGAAAAUGCGUCACUUCACCGCGGAUUGUUUAACAGAAUAAAAUCUACCAUGUUACCUCCUAGCAUUUUCCACUUCAUUCAAGUCAUCAGGUGCGAUGAGCUUCACGAGAAAAAUUCCUUUUGUUGUGCACCAUCGA